Messenger RNA from Pygocentrus nattereri (red-bellied piranha), 2461 nucleotides. RefSeq names its product MARVEL domain containing 2b (gene marveld2b). Gene Ontology annotation, biological process: bicellular tight junction assembly. The record is from RefSeq and is a predicted model, not a curated record. Gene Ontology annotation, cellular component: cytoplasmic vesicle; bicellular tight junction; apical plasma membrane. Lineage: Eukaryota; Metazoa; Chordata; Actinopteri; Characiformes; Serrasalmidae. Bases 28 to 1875 code for a protein of 615 amino acids. The transcript is spliced from 7 exons.
CCCAAACCUCUCAAACCAGACCCCAAGAUGGUCCACAGUUUUGCCCUACCCCUACUUACAACAUGCAUGCACCAGGCCAUUAAAGUCAGUAAAUACCUGGAACAGUCUUCCCUCAGGGAUCUUAGACCAAGAGCAGAACCCAUGUCCGCAGUAAACGGGUACCCGUACCAUUUUGAUCGGGUUCGAGAGAUACCACACUAUGACGAGGUGCCUAUUGGUUCCCUUGGCCGGGAUGAUGGAGUCCCAUACCCCCUCAGGGGGUCACUACAAUCCUUCAGUGAUGAUCCCUUACCACCUCCUCCACUGCCCAUCAACCCACCUGUGGGUCCGGAUUUCUACCCCAGUGACACUGAAGACCAGCCGGACAAAGCCAUGGACAUCAAACCAGUACGGCGCUUCAUCCCGGACUCUGUGAAGAACUUUUUCAGGGGCAACAGCUUCCGGAGCAGCAAGAGCCGAAACUCUUUUCCACCUCCCCCAUCCGAAAACAUCAACACCACCACUGAUGGAGUGCCGUGCUCCCCUCCCAACUCUCGGCCACCCUCCCCCGGUGCCCCGAACUCCUAUGUGGACCCAUAUGGAGGGUCCGGGGGCAGCUAUGCCUCACGGAAGGAGCAGAUGGCGCUCCUUGGGGAAGCACUGGAGUCAGUUUCGGGUCGCUCAGCACAGACAGCCAAGACGUACAGCGAGAAGGUGGAGGAGUACCACCAGAGGUACUCCUACAUGAAGUCAUGGGCGGGGCUUUUGCGCAUCCUUGGUUGCAUAGAACUGCUGCUGGGUGCAGCGGUUUUCGCCUGUGUUUGUGCCUAUGUGCACAAGGACAAUGAGUGGUACAACAUGUUUGGCUAUUCCCAGCAGAACGUCUAUGGGGGUUCUUUUGGAGCAAUGGGAGGGAUGUAUGGUGGGUAUGGGGUUAACUACAGUGGGCCCAAAACUCCUUUCAUCCUGGUGGUCGCCGGCUUGGCCUGGAUCGCCACUGUCAUUCUACUCGUCUUGGGUAUGACCAUGUACUACCGGACCAUCUUGCUGGACUCCAGCUGGUGGCCUGUCACGGAGUGCAUCAUAAACCUGGGACUUGGGGCUUUCUACCUAGCAGCGGCCAUCGUGUACGUGCGGGACACUGUCCGUGGGGGUCUCUGCUACUACCCAUACUUCAACAACGGCCCCAAUGCUGCCUUCUGUCGGACAGAAGCUGGCCAGACAGCAGCCAUCGUAUUCCUCUUCAUCACCACAUUGCUGUACCUGGUGGGUGGCGGGGUGUGUCUGAAGCUGUGGAGGCACGAGGCAGCGCGUCUCCGUCGGGAAGCGCAAGAACAAGAGAUGAAGACUGUCGUUUCUGUUCCGCUGAGCAUGAUUGAAGUAGGGUCCAGUGUCUCAGCACAGGUCUACAAACCACAACAGAUGACUACAAACCCAGAGACCAUGGAUGGGGCCACAAUUGUUCCACCAUCUAUGAUGGAGCCCGAGUACCUGAGAGGUCACAUACCUGCUGGACAUAUCCCCAAACCUGUGGUCAUUGCGGACUACGUAGCGAAAUAUCCCACCAUCCAUACUGAUGAAGAAAGGGACCAGUACAAGGCUGUGUUUAAUGACCAGUAUGAGGAGUAUAAAGAGCUACAUGCAGAGGUUCAGACGUUGGCCAAGAAGCUUGAGGAUAUGGAAAACCUGAUGAAGAACCUUCCACCUCGGCCAUCCAGUCAAAUGGAACAGGAGCGGAUCAAUAACAUUGUGCAGGAGUUCCAGAGGAAGAAGAAUGACCCAACAUUCCUGGAGAAGAAGGAAAGAUGUGAAUAUCUGAAGAAUAAGCUUGCUCACAUCAAGCUGAAAAUCCAGGAAUAUGACAAGGUGAUGGAUUGGAAUGACGGUUACAGCUAAAACAGGCUGGCGACAGUCGUGUCUCUGACACUGACCACAAACCCUGAUGCCACCCGUUGUGUUCUCCUCUGUUGACGACCACGUUUUGCAGCUGAUUUUCUUGCCAUUCACGAAAAACUGCAUAAACCUUUAUGAAAAGAAGGAAGAAGAUGCUUCACUGUAUGAUGUAUGCGUUUGGUCUGAUAUCGGUUUUUAAAUGUGAAUAUUUGUGCUUUUGUAUAUUAGUCGCAUCAACCAAGGGAUGAAUGCUAUAUAACAUGUAUUUAAGUCUGAAUAGUCUUUUAGAAUGAAGGUUUAAACAAGAUCGCUAAAGGAUGCUCUGUCAUUGCUGUGAUAUGUGAGGUUUUUGAAUGUGGCGCAGGUUCAGUCUAGAUAUUUUCGAUGAAGCAAAAUACAAAUCAUACAUGUUUUUAUUGUCUAUAAUACACAUUUUUAAUAUGCUUUUAUAAAAAUGAUUCCAGAAACAUGAGUUUUAACUCUGAGUUCUACAUUUCUCUUUGAUUUUGUAUCCAAGGGCUCAUUUUUGUACACUUUUAUACUGUCACACAUCAGGAAAGUAAGUAAAGAGAAAUGUGUCUUUUGGUUA